GUUUCCCAUGUGGUGAACCUCACGCACCGUAUGGGAACAAACAUGACCCAAUUGAUAACUUCAGAGUGAGUUAAGAGUUUCACUGAUCACAGUCACAGGUUGCUUUCGCACACCCCUUUUUUCGUGCGCAAACUGUUCCCGUUGGUCUUUCUUUCCCUCUUCACUGCAACCCCUGUUUUCACACUGUGCCAUCAUCUCCACAAUCCAAAGCAUUCCCAGAUGGCCUUGCAAACAGCUACUCCUCCAACUACUCCCAGUGCCCAAGUUGUUGGUAAUGCAUUUGUUGAGCAGUAUUACCAUAUUCUUCACCAUUCACCAGAUUUGGUCUAUCGGUUUUACCAGGAUUCUAGUGUGAUAAGCCGUCCUGAUUCCAAUGGUGUGAUGACAUCAGUUACAACCAUGAAAGGCAUUAAUGAGAAGAUUCUUUCGCUAAAUUUCAAGGAAUUUAAAGCAGAGAUAAAAACGGCAGAUGCUCAAAAGUCAUACAAGGAAGGAGUGACUGUGCUGGUGACUGGAUGCUUGACUGGCAAGGAUAACAUGAGAAGAAAAUUCGCGCAGUCAUUCUUUCUCGCGCCACAAGAUAAUGGCUAUUUUGUUCUUAAUGAUGUUUUUAGGUAUGUAGAAGACCAUGAACCAUCAGAACUGCCUCCAGUUAGUGGAGAUGGUGAUGCAGCUGCUGUUACUGUAACCCCAGUACCAGAACCCAGUCAUGUUGCUGAUUCUUCUGCGCCAGAUUCCACAAAUUCUCAUGCGAACAAGGGUCAAAUUGUUGCGGAGAAUGCUUAUGAGCCAUCUAAUCAUCAUGAGAGACAGAUACCUGUUGAAAAUGAAGACAAUGUGGAACCCCGUUUUCAGUCUAAUGGUAAUGAUGAUUCUCAGGCCACAGAACUGGCUUCUUCAGCUCAAGAGGACGCACCAAAGAAGUCUUAUGCAUCAAUUGUAAAAGUCCAAAAAGGGAGUUCGGGACCAACUAAAGUCUAUGUGCCUACUAAUACUGUAAAGUCAGGGCCUAACAAAACUGAGAGCCAGGUAACUGAGUCGGUAGAAUCUGCUGAAGUGCCUGAUGCUGCUUUGGAUAGUGUUAACGACCCUGAAAGUAGUGAUGCUCAUGAGGAAGUUGAGGGGCACUCCAUUUACAUUCGAAAUUUGCCUUUAAAUGUGACGGUUGCUCAAUUGGAAAUGGAGUUUAAUAAAUUUGGACCCAUCAAACCGGGGGGCAUCCAAGUCAGAAGUAAUAAGCAGCAAGGAUACUGUUUUGGCUUUGUUGAGUUCCUAUCUCUAAAUUCAAUGAAUAGUGCAAUUCAGGCUUCACCUAUUCCUGUUGGGGGGCGUCAAGCUGUAGUCGAGAUAAAGAGAACCACUACACGAGUUGGCAGUGGCAGUGGCAGUGCCAGUACCGGAAGACCUAGAAUCCCACCCGGAAGGAGUGGGUUACGAAGUGACUCUUUCAGGGGUCGUGGGAAUUAUGGAGGCGGUCGGGGCUAUGGUCGAAAUGAUUUUGGAAGCCGUGGUGGCGACUUUUCUGGUAGAGGUCGCGGUCAUGGAGAAGGUUAUCACCAAGGGAGAGGGAGAGGCGGCCGGUCAAGUGGACAAAAACAAAAUGCUGUUUCCAACUGAAGUACUAGAUGAUUUUAAGGAGGUUGUUCUGUGACCCCAUUUUUUGGUCAGUUACAAGCAUGCAAAUCCAUGGAUUUAUCUUGCCAGUUGCCACCCUCAACCUUCCAAAGUUUAUCUCAUGUUUCUUUCACUGCAUUUGCACAGUUGUAGUAUUUCUAGUUGUUAUUGCUAUGAUCCUAGUGGGUUAGUAGUGACCAGGAGGAAUAGGUAUACUUUUUUUAAAAGAAAUUGAAACAGAUGCAUUGAUUGGAAUUGGCAUUAGAUUAACCAUCAGUCUUUUUUUAUUUGUUGCUAUGGUGCAACAUUAUCCAAAUUGGGAUUUUAAUUUAACAAGGGUUAUUAUUAGUUCCACAUUUGUUUCUUAUUUAGUUGUAAAAUUUAGGAAUGGCA
Messenger RNA from Cajanus cajan (pigeon pea), 2007 nucleotides. RefSeq names its product nuclear transport factor 2. The record is from RefSeq and is a predicted model, not a curated record. Gene Ontology annotation, cellular component: cytosol; ribonucleoprotein complex. NCBI's taxonomy places the organism in Eukaryota, Viridiplantae, Streptophyta, Magnoliopsida, Fabales, Fabaceae. Gene Ontology annotation, molecular function: mRNA binding.